AUGGACGUUUUCAGCCUGCUAAACUUCUGGAGAACCACCGGUGCUGGCGGAGAUGUAACAGCUUCCGGAGACUUCGAUUCCUCAAUCGACGACGAAGAGUCGUUCUUCGAUCUGGUGUUCACUGAUGAGAACGAGUACAGUUAUGGCAGAUCUCCAAGUUUCAACGGUUUUAGCUUUUGUAGCCGUGAAUCGAACGCGAGUUUCAGGUUUUCAUCGCCAGAUGAGGUUUAUACGAACAAUAUUAACGAUAAGGCGAAUAUUUUCUCGUUUGAUUCACCGAAUUCGAAAACGCCUCACUCGCCUCUUCGGCUGGUGAUGCUAGGGUUUCGGAAUGAUCUGAAACUGGAACCGGAGAUAGAAGAGGUUAAAAUUGGAGCAUUGUUGAAGAGAGAUAACAGUUUGAGGUGUAAAUUGAUGACGGAGAAGCUUCUGGAAACGGAUCAGACGCCUUCGAAGCGGUUUUCGAAGGACGUUGUGAAUAAAUAUUUGAAUCGGAUGAAAGCUAAGGUUUCGAAACGGAGCGGUGAGAAAUCGAGGUUAUCGGAGAAAUCUGUUACUACGCCGUCGUCGUCUCCGGCGUCGUCGGUGUUUUCUCCAAGGAAAGAAGAGAAAAGAGGCGGUGGUGGCGGUGGCGCAGUGUUCCGAGAGGUUCGAAAGCGGUUAGGUAAGAGCCGUUCGGCGUCUGCAAUUCUGCAAACGCCUGUAACGAAGAAUGAUGAUUCCGCAUUAGAACAACAGGAUGGAAUCCGAGACGCUAUUCUGCAUUGCAAGAGAUCAUACAACUCGCCUGCACCAGAUUGUGUACUUUCUAGAUCUGGAAGUGCUCCAUCAAACAACCAGCCUCGAAUUUCAAUUGAAGAACUUGACAUUUAA
Molecule: messenger RNA, 873 nt
Organism: Helianthus annuus (common sunflower)
Lineage: Eukaryota; Viridiplantae; Streptophyta; Magnoliopsida; Asterales; Asteraceae
Product: probable membrane-associated kinase regulator 5
Exons: 1
Coding region: 1-873 (290 amino acids)
Cellular component (GO): plasma membrane
Source: RefSeq, a predicted model, not a curated record